CUUCUCCCUCGCCCACCCUCUCUCUCUCUCACUCCCCCAGUCUCCCUCUCUGUGUCUCUCGCCCUUCGCCUGCAAUCGGUGUAAGAGAGCCAUGGCGUCCAAGCUUCUCCGGCGGGUCCUCAUUGUCUCUGACCGGUCUCCUCGUCCAUCUUCGAGAAGCUUACCUGGCUUCACUUCGUCUCGCCUCUUCUCCAGCUCCAAUUCGCAGCCGCUUCCUGCAACUGCCUCCUCCCCACCUCCUCCACCGACCACGGUCGAUCCUCCGUCCUCGAGCAGCGCAAGCAAAUUUGGCAGCAAAAUCAGAAAUGAUUCAGUUCGUUCUUCUAUCAAGGAUCCCGAGCUCGCCAAGUUCUCCGCCAUUGCUGAUACCUGGUGGGAUUCUGAAGGCCCCUUCAAACCCCUGCAUUUGAUGAAUCCUACAAGACUUGCUUUCAUCCGCUCUACUCUUUGCAGACAUUUCAGGAAGGAUACAAACUCUGCUAGGCCAUUGGAAGGAUUAAAAAUCAUAGAUGUCGGCUGUGGAGGCGGAAUUCUUUCGGAGCCUUUGGCUCGGAUGGGAGCUGUUGUCACGGGAAUUGAUGCCGUAGAUAAAAAUAUCAAGAUUGCACGUGUCCAUGCUGAUUUGGAUCCAGGGACCUCCAAUAUUGAAUACUCUUGCACGACAGCUGAGAAGCUUGUCGAAGAGCAGCGGAAGUUUGAUGCUGUAAUUGCUUUAGAGGUAAUCGAGCAUGUAGCAAAUCCUGCUGAAUUCUGCAAGUCGCUUUCGGCUUUGACCACUCCUGGUGGAGCUACAGUAAUUUCAACGAUCAAUCGGUCUAUGAGAGCAUAUGCAACUGCUAUCGUUGCAGCAGAGUACAUCCUCCACUGGCUUCCUAAAGGUACGCAUCAGUGGUCAAGCUUCCUUACUCCCGAGGAGUUAGCACUGAUCCUCAAACGAGCUUCUGUGUCGGUCAAAGAAAUGGCUGGAUUCGUGUACAACCCCUUGACGGGACGGUGGUCUCUCUCAGACGAUAUCAGUGUGAACUUCAUUGCUUUCGGGACGAAGGACGGGCAAUAAGUGUCGGGUCAGGAGGGCAGUGUAACCCUGCUCAAUCGAAAGUGCACAUAACAACUGUUUUUCACCUUUUCUCGUUCUUGUUGAAAUCAAAAUUGUACUAUGAGAGAGAGAGAGAGGUACGAAGACUAACGCCGUUUUAACGGCAGCGGGCGUUAGAUGGGUAUAAUCUCCCGCCAAGCUGGGGCAACUUCCGGUAGACGCAAGCGUGGGAUUUACUUGGCAUGCGGAAUGGAGUCGCCACGUCAGCAUCUGAUCCUAUUGCUCUGUUUUAGUUCUUCGAGACGAUUGUCUUUCUUACACGGCUCUUCCGGCGGACCACUCGCGCCUCUCGCGGGUUGUGCAAACGCGCCAUCGCCAUUGGUGGGGAGGAGCUGACUGGCUACGGUUGUCGUGGGGGAAGCCGGCGGAAUAUGUCUGGAGUCGAUGGCCCACCGCUUCCUUAAUGACGUCGAGGGAAUUACCCAUAUACCCCUAAUCAUGGUCAAGAUCCUAAGCUAUUAUUACUUCUUCUUUUUUUUUUUCAAAAUUUUCAGGAUCAGCAGCAAUAAUGAUUGAUGCCGUCCUCGGUUGAUAUUAAUAAAUCUUAUCCGCGGUAUGAAAGAAAUGCGACUGUCAAUUGUUGGUAUGCAUUUCUCUAUUUUCCUCA
Molecule: messenger RNA, 1703 nt
Organism: Punica granatum (pomegranate)
Lineage: Eukaryota; Viridiplantae; Streptophyta; Magnoliopsida; Myrtales; Lythraceae
Source: RefSeq, a predicted model, not a curated record